Colletotrichum acutatum is the source of this 528-nucleotide messenger RNA. RefSeq lists its product as uncharacterized. The coding region runs from base 1 to 528 and encodes 175 amino acids. The transcript is spliced from 2 exons. Lineage: Eukaryota; Fungi; Ascomycota; Sordariomycetes; Glomerellales; Glomerellaceae. The record is from RefSeq and is a predicted model, not a curated record.
AUGUCUCCAGUACACAUACCUACCAUACUCAGAUGGCCCAUCUUAUCUAGAAUUAUUGCAGUCUUUCCACGCUAUCUCUUUGUCUUUACGACCAAAGAUUGUUUGUUUCAAUAUGACUUUGCAAGUGGCGGCGUUUGUGGCAUUGUCUUGGGUACAUAUCUAAUGGGCCGGGAGCGUUUUGCGUUGACGCAUGUGGCUCAUGUGGCUCAUGUGAAAUUCGCCGUCAUGGCAAAAUUCCUUCCCAUCCCAUCAUCCCACUCGGCCGCGUCCCUGGUCCACGUCGGCGGUCGUCCGCUAGACCGCCGUUGGGUCUGGGAGUUUGUCCGUGUUAGCGAGUGCGAAGAGCGGCAUUCGUCAUCUCGCACUAAGGUUGUCAGACCCUCCCAAACUGCCCUUCAAAGCCGUCAAUUGUCCCGGCUCGUCGGUGACAAGGUUGUCCCUCCUCUUCGCUUGGCGUACUUUAGCUUCCGUUCCGUGUGGCUUUAUUCGUACACUACGUACGAAGUACAGACGUGUUGUUCUCAGUGA